AUUACUCACUUCUUUAAUCCGCAGUCUGUGGCUGGCUGUCUAUGCUGCCGCCUGCUGGUGGAGAAUGUUAGUAAACUGUUCACUGACAGUUUGGUUAGCUGUCAUCAUCACGCCUCGCCACCUCUUACGUUAGCUAGCUAACUAAAUGUCUUAUUGCGAUGAACUGGGAAUUUAUUGAUCAUGGCUAACCUACGGAUUUUGUUAGCUACCCUGGUUGUUCAAGCAUUCCUGUACAAAAACUGUGAGGCUCUGUGGUGUAACUGCACCACUGCCCAGUGCGAGAAGACAGGCUACCAGUGUGAGACCGAUGGAGCCUGCAAGGCCUCCACUUCCUUAAUAAAUGGCCAUGAGCAGCACAUCCGUAUCUGCAUCACACGGGACAAUCUUGUGCCCCCCGGACAACCGUUCUACUGCCUCAGUGCAGAGGGCUUGCUCAACACCCACUGCUGCUACACAGACUACUGCAACAGCAUUGACCUCAAAGUACCCUCAGUCACAACUCAGUCAGGACUCGGGGGAGGCUACGGCCCUGGUGGGACAUGGGUGCUGGUGGAACUAGUCGCUGUGAUUGCAGGGCCACUGUUCCUGCUGUGUCUUCUGCUGCUGAUGUGUAUGUUCCUGUAUCAGUACCACCAGCGGGCCUACAGCCACAGGCAGCGAUUGGAGGUGGAGGACCCCUCCUGUGACAACCUCUACAUGGCCAAAGACAGGACCCUGCAUGAUCUUAUAUACGAUCUGUCCUCGUCUGGUUCAGGCUCCGGUUUGCCUCUGUUUGUCCAGCGAACCGUGGCGCGAACAAUUGUCCUCCAAGAGAUCAUUGGUAAAGGUCGUUUCGGGGAGGUGUGGCGAGGACGUUGGAGGGGGGGUGAUGUGGCGGUGAAGAUCUUCUCAUCCAGAGAGGAGCGCUCAUGGUUCCGUGAGGCUGAAAUCUAUCAGACCAUUAUGCUCCGCCAUGAAAACAUCCUGGGCUUUAUAGCUGCUGACAACAAAGACAAUGGCACGUGGACCCAGCUGUGGUUGGUGUCGGACUACCAUGAGCAUGGCUCGCUGUUUGACUACCUGAAUCGCUACUCUGUCACUACUGAAGGAAUGCUCAAACUGGCACUGUCAGCUGCCAGUGGCCUGGCACAUCUGCACAUGGAGAUUCUAGGAACUCAAGGAAAGCCAGGUAUCGCGCACAGAGACCUGAAGUCCAAGAACAUCCUCGUGAAGAAGAACUGCACCUGUGCCAUCGCUGACCUGGGCUUGGCUGUCCGUCAUGACUCUGGCACAGACACCAUCGACAUUGCGCCCAAUCAGAGGGUGGGCACCAAGAGGUAUAUGGCUCCAGAGGUUCUGGAUGAGACUAUCAACAUGAGACACUUUGACUCAUUCAAAUGUGCUGAUAUCUAUGCUUUGGGGCUGGUCUACUGGGAGAUUGCACGCCGCUGUAAUAGUGGAGGUAUCCAUGAAGAGUACCAGCUGCCCUACCAUGACCUGGUACCUUCUGACCCUUCCAUAGAGGAGAUGAGAAAGUUGGUGUGUGACCAAAAAAUACGACCCGACAUCCCCAAUUGGUGGCAAAGUUACGAGGCCUUGCGGGUUAUGGGCAAAAUCAUGAGGGAGUGUUGGUAUGCUAACGGAGCUGCCCGCUUGACGGCCCUGCGCAUCAAGAAGACCCUCUCCCAGCUCAGCAUUCAAGAGGACAUUAAAGUCUGAGCAGUCAGUCGGCAGAGCUCCGAGAAGGAGCCCUGAGCAGGUGCCAACUUCCAGACUGUAGGACACUGAGAGGAGGCGGCAGGGCCUUCUACAAAGAACGCACAAAGUAAGUGAAUAUGAUGGAGAUUCGCACUUUGUAAAAUAUGACUACAUAGACAUUCCUGCCAGUUUUGAAGCCACUUGAUUUUUUGACAAACCCUACCUCGCUUACCCAGCCAAACUACCAAGAACACCUUUCCUACCCUCAGCUACUGCUGCCCUUUUUGUUCCUUUCUACAUUCCGUACUAUUGAGGAUCCUUGGAUGUGUACUUGUAUGCAAUCGAUAACAGGAUAUGUAAUUAACCAUUCAACAUUUUGAAAAUCUGUUGCUGAUAUUUCCUCAAAGUCUCUUUGAUCACAGUCACUUAAUAGUUAACUAACAGCAUUUUUGCUCUUUUUUGUCUUCGAAAGGGUGCAAGCUGGGAGGGUUAGGCAUGUUUUUAACUUACUUCUUUCUGUUAUUUAAAUGACUAGAUCUUGUGUGGCUGUUGUGCAGGUUUCUCUGUCUCACCUACAGCUUACAGACACAUCACAAACUGCUUAGAAAUCCUUCAAAGACAAUAAUCCAUCUGGUUCUGCUACAACUGUGUUGUUUAGUUGUCUGCAGAUUACCAUGUAAGCAUGUACAAAGCAGUUGAGGAAGCUUGUGUAAAUGCAGCCCAUUUGCUUUCAACAAGGUGUUGUAAGACUUUGAAGUCACUGGAGCAUAAGUGCAACUUGCCGAACAUGAUUUGGCCUUUGGACCACUUGCCUGGAGCCCUUCCAUAAGCUGUUGUAAACCUCAGGUUUUCCUUAUGUUUUUGUAUGUUUAGAACCAUGUUAUUUAACAAUGUUUAAUACAUAUUUAGUAUUAUUAAGCAAAAAUGCAUUUCACUUGGACAGUUACAUGUAGAGCAACAGCUGCCAGGGACUUGAUACAGUAUUUUCUGUCCUUGACCUUUUAGCUGACAUACUUGCUGGCUUCAGAUUGGGACACUUCUUACAAAACACAUGUAUAAUAUUUGAAUGGUGGUAUUCCAAUCUGAUUGUCUCUCGAUCAAUCUAGACCAUAACCUGCCAUGAGAGGAAACGUGGCUCCAGCCCCUCAGAUAAGCUGGUACACGCAACAUUCUGAUACACCUUUUGCCAUUUGCAGCAGCCAAUACUAAUUACAAUGUACUUUAAAUACAGGGCAAAAACGUUUAAUUUUUAAUACACUAACUUCAGGAAUCUGAAUAAUAGUUUGUUUUUAUGUUGUUGUUUUUUUAUAUUGUCGAAGCAUGUCAAAUGUUCUUUUCCCCUCAGGGUGCAUUUUCCCUGGCCAAGUAUAACUACUGCACAUAAAAUAGCUUUUUAAGGUGAUACUUGUAUAAAUAAAUGGAUGUUGGUACUUAGUUUAAGAUGGUUAAAUCUUUUAUAUCAGCUUUUUGGUUGGUGGGAUGAUACUUACUUCUAUCUUGACUCUUGCUGUAAUUUUUGACCUCUGAAGUGACUUUACAGUAUGUGUCUGACACUGCUUAUGUUGACUUUCUCCUAUAGUCCUCUACUACUGCAGAGCAGUAUUUGAUUCUUAAUCAAUGUUUUCCCCUCACAACCCCUUUUUUUCACCAUACAAUACCUCCUUAAUGUACAAAUUGUAUGUGGAUUGUUUCAAUCAAGGAAACAUCGUCAGAAACCACAUUUAACUUGUUUCAGGAAAAAGCUGCACUUUUGUCUUUAGCUGUAUGCAAAUUCAAUAGGUACUGUCUGUAUGUAGUCUUUCCCAUGCUAUUUAUAUUUGUAUGCUGUGAGUCUAUAUAAAAGCCUGAAAGGCCACAUGUGCACUACUACUGACCUUGCAGCUUUUAAACCAAAUUGUUGAACAACAAUGAGAAUGUUUAUAUAAAUCAUGCCAACCAGUUGUAGUACAAUUUAACUGGAAACUGUAAAGAGUCUGACUUUUUCUUUGAGAUAAGAAAUAUUGAAACUAAAUACUACUAAAAUGUCUCAAUGCUGUCUCACAAAUGUGUUUGACCAAUACUUAAAAUCACUUGCUCACUGCACUGUAUUGUAUUAGUCUAACAGGAUGUAUGUAAGAACGACUAGACUGCACUUGAUGCUGUUGUUUUUGACCGUGGAGCUCUACUGUUUGAUAGGUGUAGUGUUGACUAUAUUUAUACACCCAAAGGGGAAUGCUUGUCAAAUUGGAUCGGUCUUACAACGUAUGCAAAUGCAUAGUGUAUUUCAGGUUUUAAUACCUUGCUCAAAGUAACCUCAUGGAUAAUUAGGAGGGUGUAAGUCAAAUAAAUGAGGUAUUAUUCUACAGUUUGCAAAUCCCAAGUCUAUGUCAGGUCAUGGCAAAGAAACAACUGCAUCUAUGUAAAAAAAAAAAAAACGUCAUGACUUCAAUUAUGUACCUUAUAAUAUGGAGUAAUAAAUGCAAUUGUUUUCC
Messenger RNA from Etheostoma cragini (Arkansas darter), 4148 nucleotides. RefSeq names its product activin receptor type-1B-like. The coding region runs from base 181 to 1698 and encodes 505 amino acids. The transcript is spliced from 9 exons. Lineage: Eukaryota; Metazoa; Chordata; Actinopteri; Perciformes; Percidae. Gene Ontology annotation, cellular component: activin receptor complex; plasma membrane. The record is from RefSeq and is a predicted model, not a curated record. Gene Ontology annotation, biological process: cellular response to growth factor stimulus; activin receptor signaling pathway; nervous system development. Gene Ontology annotation, molecular function: ATP binding; activin receptor activity, type I; activin binding.